CACCACUCUUGAACGCUUGAACGAAUCUCUACACCAUGGAGCAGGAAGGGACACUGGACGAAACGCUCCUGAGCAUACCGCAGGAGUCUCAGCAACCCGGCCCGGAGCCACUCGUUUCUGCGUCGGCUGGUCCUGUCAUUCCUACGCCGUCUGAGAGCGUCGUAAGCACACCUACCACUAGUCAAAACGAGAACAGUGCCUCUGCGGACCACAUACCCCCUUCACCCUCUAAUCAAUACGAAACCAGUGCCUCGACACCUGAGUCUCAGCAGAAUCAACUGAAACAGGAACAGCAUCACCAACAACAGCAACCGCAGACGCAAGCCAAAUCCAUGCCUGCGCAGCCAAUCAAGAGGAGACCACGCAGAACUGGUCAACCACUUCAUCUGCUUCUCCAAGAUUGUAGUAAACAGCACAUCUCAGGGUACCUAUGCAAAAAGACAGCUGAGGAGAUCACGGCUAUCGUCAGCGAUAAAAAGGCGCUUGCGGCAGAUCUUCGCAACUACUCUAACGAUUUUGUAUUGACUUCGGCCCGCGAUCGUGUCAUUGGUGAGGUGGAUGAACAGGGCAAAAAACUGCUGGAGGACGUUGAUCCAGAAAGAGAUGUAAUCAAGCAAAGGUUCGAGGAUGAAACUUCAGUUUUCAAGAGCUAUGAUGAUGCCGUGCAUGAUAUCCGCGUGGAUCUGUACCUAGAUGGAAUUAAGCCUAGAAAGCAGGCAUCAGAAGAAGACAGCGCUGAAACGGCCACCAAAAAUGCCGAGCUGCAUAAUGUUGUCAACAUCUGGGACACGUUCUAUAAACGCGCAGAGAUUGAACCCAAGCGGUCCGGAAGGCCUGGCUACAGCCCAUACCCUAGCAGGGGGGGAAGACCUACAGGUCCACCAGGAACACGUCCUCAUCCAUAUGUCGCAGGUCGCUUCCCACCACCCGCUUCAGGAUCACCGCAUCACGGCCCACCGCCCGCCAGCUCAACAAGUGCAAAUGGACCUCCAUUCAGAGACUCCCGGAGCCCCUCCCGCGGGUAUGGAGAGUGGCCAUCUUACCGCGAGGAUUACUAUGAUCAUUACGAUUAUUACCCUGAUUCACGCGAUGACUAUCGCCAUCCAGAUUAUUUCGAUCGUCGUGAUCCACGAGACAUGGCUAUGCGGCCACCUGGACCUGGAUCUUUGGCUCCACCCGAUCCGAGGGAUAUACGGGAUCCUCGGGAUUUCAGGGACCGUCCACCUCUGUCUAAAGCAAGAGGCGAAGCAUCGUUUGGUGCAGGAAGCAGUCGAUAUGAUGACAGGAGACGGGAUCGGCCUGACCUCAGCAACGCGCCGCCACCCCGUGAUAGCAGACAUCCAGGAUCUCACAGCGCCACUGCAUCGCCUUUGACUUCACACCCAUCUCUUCCCCCUAAACCUGCCUCACAGCCAAUGCAUCAGGCCGGGAACCCCGUUCACCCUCAACACUAUCCACUUGCCCCGCAUCAACAACUGUCGCACCUCGAUCCUCAUGCCGCUCAAGCUGGUUACAGCGCUUAUGGACAAGGAUACCCGAUGGCAGGACAAACGGAUUAUUCUGGAUAUGCAUAUGCUGGCUAUGGCCAAGAUCCAGCAGCCAUUGCAGCCCAACAGCAGUAUGCUUAUUCUGUAGCAGCUGGUGGUUGGGAUAUGAGUGCCAAUGCUGCUGCUGCUGCUGCAACAGCUCAUCAGGUCGGCGCUGGUCUUCAACUACAGCCAUUCGCUUCUAAUCAACCCGGCCGGCACAAGGCUGUUCCAUUGCCUACUGAUUUCAUGUCUGGCCCUAGCGAUGCUCCUCGUCUAUCCAUGCCCGAGCCGCACGAAGUACUCGGCAUGAUCCGCGGUGUCAUUAUCCGAGAUGCUCACGGUAACAUUGGUCUCACUCAAUAUCAAUUUACGAAGGCGACACAAUGAUAAACAGGGACAGCACAUCGGGAGACAUGGAGAGACAGGAGACGACUUUUGUCUAUCUUUUCAAAGCAUUUUCAUUUUCUUUUUUUUUUUCAUUUGCACAGUCAGUCU
Molecule: messenger RNA, 2024 nt
Organism: Gamsiella multidivaricata
Lineage: Eukaryota; Fungi; Mortierellomycota; Mortierellomycetes; Mortierellales; Mortierellaceae
Exons: 4
Coding region: 36-1916 (626 amino acids)
Source: RefSeq, a predicted model, not a curated record